This is a messenger RNA of Colletotrichum destructivum, 1494 nucleotides long. Its product is annotated as Putative major facilitator, sugar transporter, major facilitator superfamily. Bases 1 to 1494 code for a protein of 497 amino acids. Gene Ontology annotation, biological process: carbohydrate transport; transmembrane transport. The transcript is spliced from 2 exons. The record is from RefSeq and is a predicted model, not a curated record. Gene Ontology annotation, cellular component: membrane. Gene Ontology annotation, molecular function: carbohydrate:proton symporter activity. Lineage: Eukaryota; Fungi; Ascomycota; Sordariomycetes; Glomerellales; Glomerellaceae.
AUGGGCCGCGUCACCGUUUGGUCCGCCGCGUUCCUCGCCACGGGCGGCUUCCUCUUCGGCUUCGACUCGGGCAUCAUCACGUCGACCAUCGCCCUCGCGACCUUCAAGUCGUACUUCGGCGACCCCUCGGACGCCGUCGCCGCCGCCAUCGUCUCCUCCUUCCAGGGCGGCGCCAUCCUCGGCACCGUCGUCAACAUGCUCUGCUCCGACCGCCUCGGCCGCCGCAGCACCGUCUUCCUCGGCGCCCUCCUCUCCAUCGCCGGCUCCGCCCUGCAGGCCGCUGCCGGGAACCUCGCCGCCCUCAUCGCCGGCCGCUUCAUCGGCGGCGCCGCCGUCGGCAUCCUGACCUCCACCAUCCCCAUGUACGCCUCCGAGCUGGCCGAGGCCCGCCAGAGGGGGAAGUUGUCCGGCCUGCUGCAGUGGAUGCUGAGCUGGGGGUUCUUGGUCGCCCAGUGGCUGGGCUACGGCUGUUCCUUUGUCGAGAGUGACUUUUCAUGGAGGUUCCCCCUCGCCUUUCAGUGCAUCCCCGGUAUCAUCAUCGCGACGGGCAUCUACUUCCUCGAGGAGUCCCCCCGCUGGCUCGUCGAAAAGGGCCGACACGCCGAGGCCCGCCGCAGCCUCGACCGGCUCCGCGCCGGCGUCGACGAGAAGCUCGUCGACGUUGAGUACGCCGAAAUCCGCCACGCCGUGCGCGCCCAGUCGGCCCUGCGCGAGACCGGCCGCCUCUGGAAGGCCAUUUUGACGAAGCCCUCGUGGCGGCGGCGCCUGCUGCUCGGCUGCGGCGUCCAGGCCUUCUCGCCCCUGUCUGGCAUCAACGUCAUCAACUACUUCGGCCCGCGCAUCUACGACCUCCUCGGCAUCGGCACCCAGACCUCGCUGAUGCUCAUCGGCGUUAACGGCGCCCUAGGAAUCAUCUACAAUACCGUUGGCCUCUGGAUGCUCGACCGCGUCGGCCGCGUGAGGCCGCUCAUCGCCUCCGCCCUCGGCCUUGCCGCCGCCCUGCUAGUCAACGCCGUCCAGUUCCAGUUCCUCGACCGCUCCAACGCCGAUCAGCUGCGCAGCAUGGUCGCCAUGAACUUCGUCUUUGGCUUCUUCUUCACGCCCCUCGGCAUCAUCAGCUGGGUCUACCCGGCCGAGAUCUUCCCCCUCGAGAUCCGCGCCCUCGGCAACGCGCUGACGACCUUCACCAACUGGUCCAUCAACCUGCUCCUCGUCUCCUUCUCGCCCCAGGCCCUCACAGCGAUCGGCUUCAGGUUCUUCUAUGUCUUCUUCGUCUUCAACGUCAUCGCCGCGCUCUGUUACUACUUGUUCUACCCUGAAACGUCAGGGCGCACGCUGGAGCAGAUGGACGAGCUGUUUGGCGACGUUGUGCCCAUGUCCGAGCAAAGCGCUCUCGGGACAGUCAUUACCGGCUCUGACAGCGAAAGGGGGAAAGGACUAGGUAUAUACGGCUCGUUCUCGGUUCACGAGCGCGUCUCGCCGACCGCGGUGUAG